Molecule: messenger RNA, 474 nt
Organism: Pterocles gutturalis (yellow-throated sandgrouse)
Lineage: Eukaryota; Metazoa; Chordata; Aves; Pterocliformes; Pteroclidae
Gene: LDAF1
Product: transmembrane protein 159
Exons: 4
Coding region: 1-474 (157 amino acids)
Source: RefSeq, a predicted model, not a curated record
AUGUCUAAAGAAAUGCAAGAGCUGCAGAAGCAAUGGCACUCCGUGAUGCAGUCCAUUCACAGCAACUCAAAUGUUGUUGCAUUUAUGAAUUCUCGUGUUGGCCAAUAUUUAGAUGACCAUCCUUUUGUUGCCUUAUCACUCCUGAUGUUUAUUGCAGUGUCUGCUAUUCCCGUUGCAUUUUUCCUCAUUUUUGUUGUUACAACAGCCAUAAUGGCCUGUAUCGGUGUGAUAGUUAUGGAAGGUGUUGUAAUAGCUAUAGGCGGCAUAACCCUCCUUUGUGUGCUGUGUGGCCUGGGAGCGCUUUCACUGGGAGUUUCUGGAGUCCUGAGUAUUUGUUACGUUGUUCUUUCAACUCUGGUCAACUACUGGCAUGCUUCAAGGGGUCAGAUAAGGAAGCAAGAAGCUAAUGGAAGUUUGCCACAAAAGAGUCCUUCUGACCCGGAUCUUUCUGCCAAUGAUAGAAAGAACGAAUAA